AUGGAGCUCCUGGGCGACCAGACGCCGUCACCGCAUCCGGUGCUGCGCUCGCCGCGUCGCAACACGCCCGUGUCCUCCCCCGCGCCGUCCCACAUGAUCUUUGAACCCCCGCCGCUCCGCCGCGACGCAGGCACGACGUCGCUGCACUUCCCACCCCCAGCACACACAGUCGCCACGCCGUCGCCGUGUGGUCUCGAGUCCCUCCCCACGACCGUCACGUCUUCCGUCGCAUCGUCUCCGUCGCGCAACUACGCGCACUACGGGUCGACGCAAUUGCCGACUGAGUCGUGGACGAGUCCCCGCGCGUCCACUGCUCGAGACGGCUGCAGUCGUGGCUGGAAGCACCGCGUGCUGGACGCUGUUCAAGCCGUGCCCAGCAUAGCAAUUGUCGUGCUCGUGAACUUGAUGAUCUGUGUCCCCUUUGGUCUGUCGUUCUUUCCCGUCGAGUGGCACGAGAUGCCCGUGCCCCGGGCGCUCGGGAUUCAGAUGUUCCUCUUGACGUCGGCCAUCUGCCAGUUCACCUUUGUCGCGCUCAGUAACUUUGACGGCGCCAUUUGUCAAAUGAUGGUCGAAAACGUGCCGUUCAUGCACACGAUCUCGAUGGCGAUUAUCCAGGAGCUGGGCGCAACGAGCCCGAGUGUCUUGCCGACGAUCCUCGUGACGUACGCGCUGUCGUCGGUUGUGUGCGGCCUCUUGUUUUUCGUGCUGGGCUACUGGAAACUCGGCAACAUUGUGUACCUUUUCCCAAAGCACAUUAUCGUCGGUGCCGUGGGCGGCAUUGGGGCGUUUGUGCUGCAGAGCGGGAUUGAAAAUGCCACGGGACGAGCGUUCGACUGGUCCUGGAGUGGCGUGAAAGGUCUGUUUGAUUACCGCGUCGUAUGGCUCUGGGUGAGCUCGGCCGUCUUGGCACUGCUCUUGUUCUUUCUCGCGCGUCGCAUCAAGUCGCCGCUGUUCCCGCCGCUGUUUUUCGUGUCCAUUCCUCCGCUCUUUUACGUGGGGUUGCUCCUGCUUGGGAUCCCAAUUGACACGGCGCGCGAGCGUGGCUGGUUCUUUGAUCGUGCCCCACACGUGCCUUUCUUCUCGUUGUGGCAACAGUACGACUUCUCGCUCGUAGCGUGGCAUGUCAUCCCGCGACACUUUGGCACGAUCGUGGGUCUGACGUUCUUCUCGCUCAUGCACGUGCCCAUUAACAUUCCGUCGCUGAGUCUCACGAUCGACAAGGAGGUGGACAUCAAUGACGAACUCGUUGCACACGGUAUCUCGAAUACGCUGGGUGGACUCUGCGGCAGUGUGCAGAACUACCUCUGCUACUCGACGUCAGCGCUGUACUACAAGUGUGGAGGCUCUGGGCGGCGCAGUGGUUUUGUCAUUGGACUGGUGUUGCUGUUCUUCUUCUUUGUUGGACCCAGCGCUGUUUCGUACCUGCCGCGGUGCAUGGCAGGCUGCGUUAUGAUGCAUCUGGGCUGGGACCUGCUGAAAGAAGCGCUGAUUGACACGUAUGUCCAGCUCGAUGUACUGGAGCUGGGCACGGUUUGGGCCAUUGCCGGGACCAUGACGUUCUGGGGCAUGAAUCAAGGUCUGGCUGUUGGCGCGUUGCUGGCUUGCUUGACGUUUGUCAUGCAGAGUGCGCGCACACCGACCAACGCGCCGAUCCGUGGAAGUAUGAGCGCUGCUACACUCCGAAGUCACACGUGGCGUACGACGGACGAACUGGAUGUGCUCGAUCGCGAGUGUCGCAACAUCCAUGUCGUGCAGCUCAAAGGCCAUCUUUUCUUUGGCAAUAUCAACCAGCUCAGCGACUACGUGCGCGAGCUCUUUGGCAAAGGGUACAGUCUCAAGAACAGUAAGGCUGGGCCUCUACUCGAAAGUACGCUACAUGACGGCGCGCGGCUGCGACCGAAUAUCUGCUGGCUCGUGCUUGACUUCACGCUCGUGGUGGGGUUGGAUUCGUCUGCAGCCGACCGUCUCACCAAGAUAAAGUACGCAUGCGAUGCACACAACUGCAAGAUCGUGUUUGCAGCGGUGCCAAAUGCGUACGAAAAGUUCACAGUGCACCUCAUCGAGCUCUUUGGUGACAAUGGCAUGUUGCACGUUGCAUCGGAUCUAGACAGCGCUCUUGCGUGGUGCGAAGACGGCAUUCUCGAGAAGACUAUGGUGAACAAGCAUGAAUCUCCUGCCAAUGCGGGCCGAGCGAAUGAAGACGAGUUGGCGCAUAUCCGCAACCUGCGGCGGUUUAUGCCGGACCAGCCUCUCUCCGUCCAGCAACGUCUAUUGGAGUAUUUUCGCAAGGAGGAACUUGACAAGGAUACAGUCGUGUGGAGGCAAGGCGACACACCCGACCGUGCUUUGUUGCUCAUUGAUGGAGCACUCACAGCCGUAGUGGAGGAAGAGGCUGGUACGACUGAAGCUGUCUCGGUCGGAUCGGUCGUGGGUGAAAUGUGCUUUCUCACGGGCGAGAAGCGAAAGACGUCCCUUAUUGCAACGAAGCACUGCGUGGUGUACGUAUUGGACCGCAAGAGCUUUGCUGCCAUGCUCGAGAACGAUUGCCACCUGGCGUUCCUGUUCCAGGGCAUUUCACUGCGCUAUACUUCGUACAGGUUACAGUACGUGGGCAACCGCAUCUGGGAAACGAAGUGUUUGCCAAUCUAA
Molecule: messenger RNA, 2649 nt
Organism: Hyaloperonospora brassicae
Lineage: Eukaryota; Oomycota; Peronosporomycetes; Peronosporales; Peronosporaceae
Source: the annotation of a GenBank genome assembly